Acaulospora morrowiae is the source of this 276-nucleotide messenger RNA. The record is from the annotation of a GenBank genome assembly. Lineage: Eukaryota; Fungi; Glomeromycota; Glomeromycetes; Diversisporales; Acaulosporaceae.
AUGCUUACAGACUUCUUCUUGACAUUUGAAUUCUAUUGGAUUGCACCUUCUCAAGAUCCAAGGCUCUCUGGCCGUUCCUCCGUCUGUAUGACUGAUUUUAAUGACAUUUAUCAAGCUUCAUCAUUCGCCCGCGUUUUGCUAGCUCCUGAUCGAGCGAUAAAUUAUAUGACGCCGGAAAACCUAAACAAGCUACCCCUCGAUGAAAUAAGAGAUGUGAUCAGUCAAAUAACGAUGACCAGAGGACCCGCAGUUAUUUCCAUUAGGGUGGACUUGUAA